UGUUGAACCAUCUUACGUUAAAUAAUCUACCUAAUCAAAAAGAUGACUUUUAAGUAAAAUCAUGCUUAAGUUGUUACCACAAAAAUAAGCAAGAAAAACAUGCGUCAUCCUCCAAGAAAGCAAUUAAAGGCUGCUUGUGAUGAACACAACAAAUGUUCAAACUUGCUUUUUCUAAAAGUUUCAAAUUUCAGGUAUAUAUUUAUAUCCUCAAGCAAUAAAUUCAAACACAAAUUUGAGUUGAUAAUCAAAUUAAUACUUACCAACUAAAGACUUCAAGGCUAUGGAGAUUAAGGUAGAUAAUCAGAUACCCCGGAAUCUUGAUGACGAGAAAGUUCCUCUGCUUGAAAGCUCAGAACUGCCUGAAGUGGAGAAAAACCUGAUACAACAAGCAAUAAGCCACACAUUUAAAAGCACUGCCCAUCUUGCCAAUCUUCUGCCUACUGGAUCUGUUCUUGCUUUUCAAUUUUUAUCACCCAUAUUCACAAAUCAGGGACAGUGUGAUGUGGUUGGUCGAUCCUUAACUGCUGGUCUUGUAGCACUUUGUGGACUGUCAUGUUUCCUAUUGAACUUCACAGAUAGUUUCAAGGAUCAGAAAGGAAAUAUUUGCUAUGGGUUUGCCACAACACGCGGCUUGUGGAUAAUUGAUGGAUCAGCAACACCCCCGUUGGAAGUCGCAGCAAAGUACAAGCUGAAAUUUAUAGAUUUCAUGCAUGCCAUCAUGUCAAUAUUGGUUUUUGCAGCUGUUGCGUUGUUUGAUCAGAAUGUGGUAAGUUGUUUCUAUCCGACACCUUCAUAUGAAACACAGGAACUGCUUACAGCUCUGCCAGUUGCAAUUGGGGUCAUCUGCAGUAUGUUGUUUGUGGUGUUUCCUACUCAACGUCAUGGUAUUGGCUUCCCCCUCACUUGCUAACUAAUAUGCUUGAUCCCAAAGAUUUGUCGCAUGUGUAUCCUCAUCUUCUUUUACAUUCAGAGUGAGAUACAGUUUCGUUGGUCUUUUCAUUCAUGUAACAAUGUAACCAUUUCCAUUGCCUCUUCACUUAACUUGCCAGAUGAAGCUGUAAAUGAUUAACAAGCGAAUGUACAAAUAAGAAUGCUAGUGUAUACUGAACUCCUUCAUGGAAUUUGAAGA
Solanum lycopersicum (tomato) is the source of this 1129-nucleotide messenger RNA. Its product is annotated as protein DMP6-like. Gene Ontology annotation, biological process: endomembrane system organization. The record is from RefSeq and is a predicted model, not a curated record. Lineage: Eukaryota; Viridiplantae; Streptophyta; Magnoliopsida; Solanales; Solanaceae.